CUGAGCAGCAGUAGCAGUAGCAAAUGAUUUGGUGAGGACGAACCAUCCGGAAGGUGACCCGUCCCUUUUCCCUUACCUCACCUCACCUUCUUCGUCUACCUUCCUUCAUUCACUUGGCCUAUAGAUCUCCUCCCUCCAAGGACUCUCACUCAGCAAGCGCACGGUCGGAAUCCAAUCCAAGCACCUCAGCUAGCUCCAAGAACAGCCGCCAGCCAGCGCACUCCUCGUCCCCGGCGCGCGCGCGGCAAUAAUGUCUUCCAACGGCAAGCCCAAUCCGCAGCCGCCCGCCGCUGCCGCGGCCACCAAUGGCGCCGGCGCCGGGGGCCCGCCCAAGAUGUACCAGCGCCCCAUCUACCGCCCGCAGGGCCCCGCCAAGGGCCGCCGCGGCGGGGGCGGGCGCUCCUCCUGCCGCUUCAGCUGCUGCUGCUGCUUCUUCUGGGCCCUGCUCGUCGUGCUCCUCCUCGCCCUCGUCGCCGCCGUCGCCGGCGGCGCCUUCUACCUCCUCUACCGCCCCCACCGCCCGGCCUUCACCCUCUCCGUCGCGCGCGUCAACAAGCUCAGCCUCUCCAGCUCCGCCACGGCGCCCGCGCUCACCGACUCCAUCGACUUCACGCUCACCGCCAAGAACCCCAACAAGAAGCUCGUCUACCUCUACGACGACUUCACCGUCACCGCCGCGACGGCCGCCAACGCCGUGCCGCUCGGGGAGGCCACCGUGCCCGGGUUCGCGCACGAGGCCAACAACAUCACCGUCAUCAAGGCCACCGUCUCCGCCGCCGCGCUCGGGGUCGACCCCACCGCGGCCAGCUCCGACAUCAAGAAAUCCGGCACGUUCGCCAUCACCCUCGACCUGGAGACCAAGGCGGGCGUCAAGGUGGGCGGGCUCAGGACAAAGAAGAUCGGCAUCCAGGUGCACUGCGAUGGCAUCAAGGUGUCCGCGCCCGCACCGGCACCGGCCAAGAAGGGGAUAAAGCUCACUACCGCAAAGGCGCCAGCGAAGUCGCCAGCCGUUGUGGAGGCCCCGGCGCCGUCCACUGCCGCCGCCGACGACGCGACCACCAGUCCCCCGGCGGCGACCACCGUCGCGCGCGUGUGCCAGGUCAGGAUCCGAGUCAAGAUCUGGAAGUGGACCUUCUAGUGACAUCACAAACUCAUAGGGGCUGCAUUGCAAAGACAAAUCAGACAAAAGAGGGUUACUUUUACUUUUCCUCCUGGGACGCGGUGGGGCGUAUAGUAGAAACCAAAUCAACCGUCGGUUGCUGUAAAUUUUUUCCACAUUUGAAUUUUACGAAAUUUGGCGGGGAAGGGAAGGAGUGAUGCGAGGUGGUAUGUGUGAGGCUUGAGAUAUUUGUUUAUUUUUUUUAUUUUUCCUAUUUCUUUUUGUUACUACCUUCUUUUUUGUUAGUGCCGGUACAACCUGGGGAUUUGUUCUGUUUAACUCUGUACUACGAAUCUAUCUGAAUUGUAAUUGGUAGCGACCAUGUAUUGCUAA
Molecule: messenger RNA, 1492 nt
Organism: Lolium rigidum
Lineage: Eukaryota; Viridiplantae; Streptophyta; Magnoliopsida; Poales; Poaceae
Product: NDR1/HIN1-like protein 2
Exons: 1
Coding region: 251-1138 (295 amino acids)
Cellular component (GO): plasma membrane
Source: RefSeq, a predicted model, not a curated record